Messenger RNA from Pyricularia oryzae 70-15, 288 nucleotides. RefSeq lists its product as uncharacterized. Bases 1 to 288 code for a protein of 95 amino acids. The record is from RefSeq and is a predicted model, not a curated record. The transcript is spliced from 2 exons. Lineage: Eukaryota; Fungi; Ascomycota; Sordariomycetes; Magnaporthales; Pyriculariaceae.
AUGCAGAUCAAAUGGAUCGUCUUUCAGGCUCUGACCAUCAGCCUGGUGACCUCGGUUCCACUUGUCGCUGAGGAUAAAGCCGUUGCCGGGCGCAGUGUUGAAUCAUCAGCAGCAACGCCAAGUGUGCUCGUGGCUCGCCAGAGCGAAACCGACCUUGCGAACAACCCUCAACCACCGCCUGGUAUUCAGGAUUUCUUCGAUCGGAUUCGGGGCAAGGGCAAGGGCAAGGCAAAGAGUGAGAGAGCGAGGGGAGCCGCUGGCGCAAGAGCGAAUGGUCAGAAUGCCUAG